Symbiodinium natans is the source of this 5829-nucleotide messenger RNA. Lineage: Eukaryota; Dinophyceae; Suessiales; Symbiodiniaceae. The record is from the annotation of a GenBank genome assembly.
AUGACGCUGGACCUCGUGGAUGACCGAUUUGACGAGGGGGCGAAGAGACAGCAGUUGCUAAGCUUAUCCCUGCAGGAAGCGAACUGGAUGAUUGAUGUCGACACACUCACUGACCACAUCGGCAAGGAUGCUUUUGAGUGGCGUGUUGAAGGAAAGCUACAUACGUUUUUGGCCCGGCACGCUGGGAACGUCAUGUUGUGCUUUCGCCAAUCAGAGGCCCAGCCGAUCUUGCCUGGGGAUCUUGCUGGACAUCUCGUACUGGCAAACACCUUAGAGCCAGCUCGAAAUUUGCUGACAUUGCAGUUGAGCUUUGCACCACUGGAGGUCUGCUUAAUGCAGGGAAUGUUCAGCCAAUUGUUGGAGUUCUUUGAAAGAGACACAGGCUCUCCGCAGUGGUCGGGUGCAUACGACGCUGAGGAACGUCUACAAAUUUCACAGCAAGUCGUGGACAAGGUGUACGCGCAGAUUCCUGACGAGAUACAGCUGGAUGUCCGCAUCUCUUCGCCUGUGGUUAUCGUUCCCGUGGAAGAUGUUGGCUUUGCGCGCUUCAGUUUGGGGGACCUGCAUCUUGUCACAUUGGGGCCCUGCGCAUACGACCGCGUUGCUUGCAAGAUGAAUAUGGACGACAUAUCCCUUCGUAGCAGCACGGCCAGAGGUGCAAACUUCAAUGUUGUGAAGCCUUUCCAUCUGUGCCUUGAUGUGCAGAUCCAGAUGUUGGAUGACGAAAACCACGCGGAGGUCCAGGCAACCAUGAGCCAGGCUUCUUUGUCUGUGGCUCCGGAAUCGCUGCAAAUACUUGCUUCCAUUCCAUCGGCUUUGUCAUCUCUGGCAUCGCCUAAAAACGAGGAGGCCGAAGCAUCUGAAGGAUCCGAAGUGCAAGGUGAUCAUCACCAGAGCACUUUGUCAGAUGCGGCGGCGGCUGUCGAAGCAGCAGCGAGGCGGCUAGAGAGCGCGCAGCAGAAGCAGUUCCGGCUGGACUUGAAGCUCGACAUUGAGGACAUAAGCGUUGCCCUGUGUGACUUCCAGGCGCCGGUGAUGCGGGCACACAUCAAUACACCUUCGCCUUCGGCACGGCUGCAUUUACAGACCAUGCCGCACUUUUUCUCGCUAGAUGUGGACAUUGACUCUCUGAAGGUUGAUGUGUUUACUUCUGCGCUCCGAUGCUGGGAGCCUUUCCUCGAGCCCUUCGCAGCAUCCUUGCAGGUCGUUCGAACACCGGAAGGGGAAGACGGCAACGCCCAGCAAGUGGUCGUCGCAGGUCAGGGGCCGCUACUGGUCAACAUCACACCGAACAUUGUUCAGCGCACAGCCUUCUUGCUGCAAUUGCUGUCCGAGGCCAGCCGCUGCCAGACAAAAAGAGGUCAUCGGGGGAAUCGCGGGCGUGCAUGUUGGGCUAGUGGCGCCAGAUACCGCGUGGUCAAUAUCUGCGAGUACCCACUCGAGUUAGAAGUUCCAGGUGUCCAGCACACGGUGACGGUGCCGCCUACAGGCUCACUGUGGGAGCCACUGGAUGACUGGGUGCUUCAGAACUUUGCCACUGCACUCCGCGUUCGUGUGCCAGGAGGAUCCUAUUCGGAGCUUCUAUUCCUUGAACGCGUGGGUGAUGUCGUGAUUCCAAAUGGUGAAGCUGUUGCUGAGAUGCACGUUGAGGAUUCGCAGAGACUACUACUUCUCGCACCGCUGCUUCGCUUGUACAAUAGGACAGCUCUCACACUGGUGCUGCGUUUUCUUGACCCGUUCCAGCACGAGGUUCUGAUGCUGCAUGUACCACAGACCGCAGUUUGCGAUGCUGCAGUCCUUGGCUAUGAGGAGCCACCUACAACAUCUAGGAACAGCUGCGGACCUCCAGAGGGCGAAGGUCAAGAGGAGGGGGCACUGGUGCUACCACCGAACAGCUUCGGAGCUGUUCCGGUGCCAGUGUUUGCCAGGCGGAGGCCCGCUGCAGGAGGCUCUCGCGUGCAUCGUGCGUGGCUGACAGUCCAGCCGCUCUUCGACUCUGUCCCUGCAAAAGUGCAAGUCGGCAGUGGGCUGGGUCCGCAGCUCUGUUGUGCUGCAGGGCCUGCAGGCCAAAACGAGACGGUUCUUGUCGUGGAGCCACAGGCACAAAAGGAAUGCAUGGCCACGACUGUGUGCUUGAGACCUGCUCUGGUCUUCAUAAACGGUCUUCCACUAGGAGGUCUGAGCAUCAGCUUUGCUCCCGGAGAUGCUGCAGCAGCAAGCUUCCAAUGGCAGCAGGUGACGUUGGAGAAACUGACCAGGCAUGACAUAUACAGCUUCCUUGGCUUGGCGGAGGAGGUAGGCUUGCAAAUCUGCUUCCGGCUUGGCAGUGUGGCACCAUGGUCUGAGGUUGUGCAGUUUGAGGGCAACUGCUUCCAGCAGGCAGAUGACUCGCCUGGAGCGGCGAGAUGCAGCAGAACGGUACAAAUUUACCAGCUUGCAGGUGAGGCCGGGGCAGCCGCAGGUGUUCUGGUUGAGGUGUGUGGCCAGACAGAGAUUCGAGUGACGUGCCCAUGUUGUUUCAUCGACCGAUCUGGGAUUGAGAAACCACUGGCGCUGAGCAUUCUUCACGGUGGAAAAGCAUUGCCGCAAGAUGGGGGCGUCAUCAUGCUUCCUGUCAACGGCUUGCAAGACCACUGCGAGCUGCUUCUGCGAAGCGGCCAUGACUCGUUGGCGCUUCUCGGUCUUCCUUCUCCUACAAGCUGGGCCACCGUGUUUUGGGAAACCCCUUGCGGUGAUUUCACUUUCUGUUUGCAAGUCUCGGACGUCGUGGAUUUUGAGCCUGGGAACACGCACCUCUUUGCCAGAUGCCAGGUCAUGACCUUGCGACCCCGCUUUGUGUUGACCAAUGCGUCCACUCGGGACAUUGAACUGUCCCUUGAUGAACAUCGACGACUACGCCUUGCCGGCAACCAGUCGAUAGAGGUCCAUUGGCGCCACGAAGCCCAGGAGUCCCCGGAGCAGGCGGCGGUCUUGCACUUCCGACCGCUGCAGCCGGAUGGCCAGACUGGAGCUUGGUCCGGCAGCGUAGUUUGCAGUGACGCCUCGGCUGGGUUGUCUGCAUUUGCCAUUCCUACGAUUCCUUGUGAGGAAGAUGGCAAGAACGAGACAGCGGAGCAGGAAAUAUGGAGUGUCGAAGUUACACCCGACCGCGGCGCUUUGGCGGUUUCAUUCAAACGGGGAUCUGACUAUGUUGCUCAGAACUUGGCGCUCCAAAGUCGAGCAACAUUGCUCGUGCAACCAGCAGGCUGCAAACACAGCAUAGUGGUGCCUCCAGGCCAUGCCGCCGAGUACGGCUGGCGAGAACCCAUGCCAUUGGAGUUCGCUGGACGGGAAAAAGCAUCUCCACUAGCUGUGGACGUGGUGGUGAAUGGUCUGAGGCAUCGCAUCGAUGAUGUGAGGCGAACCCUCCACCAGCCACUACCUGGAGCUGAUGGGUUGGCUGUGUGCAUCGUUCGUUCUCACGCCAAGACGGUUCUCACUUUGCUGGACGGAGAAGGCUCUUCCGACAUGGCGGCCUCCUCGGUCGCAACCGCCCCAUGGUGUCAGCACGUGGAGGUAAAACUAAGCCGGAUUGGUCUCUCUUUUAUCGAAGGUGGGAUCGAUCCUGAAGAGCUCUUGUACCUGCAGUUGGACUUGAUUCGGAUCGACCUGCGACAAGGCUCAAGAGAGCCGCGGCAGCUGCGCCUUUCCAUCGCCUCAGCACAGGUGGACUGCCAACUCCCGGGUCGCAUUGACGGAGGUCGAGACGUCCGCCGUGACAGCAGCCUUGGCGUUCUGCGAAGUUCACCUCCCGCAGUGAUCUUUGCUGGUCGAAGCAACGAAGGCCGAGCACUCCUAAGUCUGUGCGUGCAGCAGGACACAACUUCUACGAAGGACUUGGUAAUACCAUAUGCCGAGAUCGCGUUGGACGCUACAGACCUAACAGUGGAUGACCAAUGGCUGGAUCGGCUGGCCCGUAUGGCAUCGCAAGCGCGUAUCCCAAGCCAAAGAGAAAAGUCCACCUUCCGGGACAUGUUGGGUUUGGCUGGGAAGCCGAUUGUGGAAGGCUAUGUAUCGCCAACCUGCCCUCGAGUCGUACAGAUUGAUGCUCUGCAUAUUUCAAGCAUAUCAGUCACUGUGUGGUGUUCCAUGCGACUUGAUAGUGUCCACUUCUUGCCAAAUUACGCACGCGCAGCCAUUCGUCUCCUCAGUUUCAGUGAGAGAUUCAACCUUGAUGGCGCGUCACUCUCACUGCCAAAACGGUCCUUGCCGCCGUACCGUGGUUCUUUGCACGAUUUUCUUGGAUGCUUAGCUGCCGAGUACACGGUGAACCUUCUGCGUAAUGUUGGAGCAGUUCUUGGACGGAGCUCCGUGUUGAAGCUGCCACGGGUGCCUCUCAAGCUCGGGGGCACUGCCGUGUCUUAUGUCACAGACGGCAUGAGUUUGGCGGCAGGCGAAGCCGCAGCACUACUGAACAAGCUCACCUUCGACGAGGACUUUGUUGCUCGACAGCGUCAGCAGCAGGGCACAAAGCAAAUUAGGGGGUUGGGCGAUGGCAUUGUGGAAGCCAGCAAGUCCAUCGCCCAAGGCGUGGAGGGCUUUAUGGACGUUGUUACCAAACCUGUCCAGGGUGCUCGGAGCAGCGGUUUGGGUGGCUUUCUGAUGGGAGUUGGGAUCGGAAUGGCUGGCAGCGUCGUGAAGCCUGUCUCGCGGGUUGGCCAGGCCAUCUCAGACGUUGGCUCGGGGCUGGCAGCCGAACUCGCUCCGGAGUCGAGCCCUGCACAGCGACGGCGUUCCAGGAUGAGGAAGCGCCAGCCGCGACUGAUCUUCAGCGUUCCAGCUAGCUCGUCAGCCGAUUCCAUGGACGACCCAGGGCCCGCUCACAUCCGCCCGUUCUCCGACCUGGAGGCUGCGGCACUCCAUCACCUGGGGGCCGGAUGCUUGCGUGGGAUACAGGAGGCGGUUCCUCUGACAUCGCAGCAUGGCCCACAGGCGAUGGUGCUGCUGUUGUUUGAAACGCACUGCUUGCUGACAGAGAUUCCUGUUCCCUCACACGCGAGGAGCGCAGCUGCGAGACCCGCCGAUGGAGCAACACGGUUGACUGCACAUGCAUUGAAGCCCAUCAAUACACUGGUUUACGGUAUUCAGGAUCUGAGCAGGUCAUCAUCGUCCACGUCAGCGCCGUGCGCAGAAAGCAGCACCCGCCGGCAGCUUCGCCGCCUGAGUUUCCAGGACCUUACAGCAGUGGCAACGCUGCAAGAUGGCAACGUCAUAGAGCUGCAUGCCGAUGGCAAUGACAUCCUGGCCUUGCCUCUCUUUUCUGCACCGCUGGGGCAGGCCAGUCGAGACGCGCUGGCGGCCGGAUUCCGGUCUGCCUUGGAGGAUGAAGGGAGGAAAACUUCCUGGUCGACAUUGUCACGGACAGUACGGCUUGAAAAGCAGCCCUCAAGGUUGCUCGAAAUCCAGGACGAUGCAAAACUGCCUGGAGCUGGAGUACGGAAGUUGGUGGUUUUUGAAGUCGAGCGCAGACUUCCUGGUGCAUCUGAGUGGCUGACACCCUUUCUUCCGAUGGAUGCCGGAUUGACCUGGCGUUGGGUGGACACACGUGGGCGUCCCCAUCCGCACCUUUCACUGGGCCUGACGCGCUUGCAAGCAGCAAGCAGCGCAUCUCCCCCUUGCAGGCUUGGGAGCCUUUUUCGGCCAACGUCAGAUUGGCAGCUUGAAGUGGGAAAUGCCACCGACCACAGGGGAUGGUCAUAUGCCAUGGCCUGGAAUUCCUCCACCUGGGAGCCAGUUCCCGGUCCGCUUGACGUCUUACGGCGAAGGCGAUGGGCGAGGACAUUCACCUGA